This is a messenger RNA of Formica exsecta, 4935 nucleotides long. RefSeq names its product forkhead box protein O-like (gene foxo). Gene Ontology annotation, biological process: regulation of transcription by RNA polymerase II. NCBI's taxonomy places the organism in Eukaryota, Metazoa, Arthropoda, Insecta, Hymenoptera, Formicidae. Bases 1226 to 3001 code for a protein of 591 amino acids. Gene Ontology annotation, molecular function: RNA polymerase II cis-regulatory region sequence-specific DNA binding; DNA-binding transcription factor activity, RNA polymerase II-specific. Gene Ontology annotation, cellular component: nucleus. The transcript is spliced from 8 exons. The record is from RefSeq and is a predicted model, not a curated record.
CGGAGGAAUUCGCCAGUAUGCGCCGCGCUGCCUUGCCGGCAAGUUGUACGUAGUGUCAGUAGGUUUCCUUUACCUCAUAUCCGUCGUAUACGAGAGUACGAGUCGUCAUUUAUUUCGAGCGAUUUUGCGCGCACGUUCGCAAGUCCUUCUCUCUCUUUCUCUCCUCUCUUCUUUCGCGCCGAACGGGGUUGAAAGCGCGACCAUCGUCACGACAGACGGAUUCUCAUCCCGAAGGAGACUCGUCCACGUGUGUCCGACACGAGAGAGGCGCGAUCGACCUCGCGAUCGCUCGGAGGAACGCGCGGAGCGACAGCUCGCCGGCGAUCCCGAGGAUCCCGAGGAUAAUCGAUGAGAGAUACCAGGAAAAACGGUCCGCCGAGAGCAACGAGGGCACCAAGGAUCACCGUCAACGCGAUCGCGCCAUCGGCGAACUCUAGGGAGGAUCGCGUCGUCGCUAGCCGAACACGGAGAGAAUCACGCCGCGACGAGCAGCCAUCAUCGUCAUCAUCAGUGACGACGUAGAAGAGUAGACUCUCGCUCGGCUCGUGCUGGCGGGCCAAGUUCCUAUCAAAACAUGGCCACGUGACCCCCGGACGGCACGGCUUGUAAACACAGAGUUUGACCACGUGGUCUGCUCCCUCCUUCCGCCGCGUCGUGCGCCUAUCAUCGUUUCUCUCUCUUCGCACCACUGGCUUUGCUCUUCUAUCUUCGCUCUUUCUCUCUCUCUCUCUCUCGCUCUUUCACUCUCUCUCGCUCGUUCUCCCCCGCUGCCGCUGUUAUCGCCGUCAUCGUCGCCGUCGCCGUCGUUCUCCUUCUACGACUCUCUUGCUCGCUCGCUCGCGCGCGCUCUUUCGGCACGCAGAACACCGGAAUCCUCAGUUGGUUCAUCGCCGUCGCCAGUCGCACGUGAGGGCACAAUCGCAGCCGCUCCCCGCGAACUCGCCGUCGAACGUCGUCGUCGUCGCUCGGCACGACAGAGUUCCCGCGCGUUCCGAUCCCGCGCUCGAUCGAUGGUCCCUUUUGGUGGUGAUGUGUCGAGGAAUCGCAGUGAGAAGUAGCAGCGACGCACAUUAAUCUGACUUGAACGUGGACGAACGAGGACGUACGAAGGCCAUCUCUCCACACACGUAUACAUUUGUAUCUAGUGAUAGUGCGACCGAAACGCAAUCUGGAUCGUCUCCCUCGCGCCCGAACGGGUUCUCUCGGUGUCGAUCUAUCAUCCAAUAUGAUGGAUUCGGUUCCGGUCUCAGCUACGGGGCCGAUGACCCCGUCCCAACAGCAGCAGCAGCAACAGCAACAGCAGCAGGCGCAGAAGAAGGGAGUCUCCUUCGAGUUCUCGACCUCGCCGGAUCUGGAGACCGGCUUCGAGCCACAGACCAGAGCCCGUUCCAACACAUGGCCGUUACCGCGACCCGAAGGAUACGUCGAGGGCAACGCGCCCGCCACGAAGGAGGGCGCCGAAGGCGGCACGCCGCCCCAUCAGACCCAGCUGGCUCAGGGCGGUCUACUGACGGUGAAGAAGAACUCGUCCAGGAGGAACGCCUGGGGUAACCUCAGCUACGCUGACCUGAUCACGCAGGCGAUCACCAGCGCGCCCGAUCAGCGGCUCACCCUCUCACAGAUCUACGAGUGGAUGGUCCAGAAUGUGUCCUACUUCAAGGACAAGGGUGAUAACAACAGCAGCGCCGGUUGGAAGAAUUCUAUACGUCACAACCUAUCGCUGCACAGCAGGUUUAUGCGGGUGCAGAACGAGGGCACAGGCAAGAGUUCCUGGUGGAUGAUCAAUCGCGACGCCAAGCCAGGCAAAUCCGCCCGUCGCAGGGCCACCACCAUGGAGAGCACCGGUAGUCUGGAGAAGCGACGCGGCCGCUCGAAGAAGAUCGCCGAAGCGCUGAGGAACGGACUUUUAGCCGAGCCCACGUCCAGUCCCAGCAGUAGCGUCGGCGAGGGUCUAGACUUGUUCCCGGACAGUCCCCUGCCCCCUGCCAGCGGAUUCCAGCUUUCCUCCGACUUCCGUCCUCGCGCUUCGAGCAACGCCUCUUCCUGUGGCCGAUUGAGUCCCAUCCCGGCGGUUCUCGGGGAACCAGAGUGGACGCCGACCUACGCGCCUUCUUACAGCCCGGAACAACAAUUAGCAGACACGAUCCUAGCGGGCAACCUGGCGGAGACGAUGAAACUGGAACCCUACCAAAUCUACCAGACGUCACCGCCGGCCAGUCACCAGCAGCAGACCGGACCGCCGCCGCCUUACUACGAAGCGCAAUACCAGAGGAACAACGGCCUACGCACCCCGUCGUCCGCGUCCUUUAGCCUGCCACCCACCCCGCAGUCGGCCAAUCAACAGAGAUGCCCGAUCCACGGUCUCCAACCGUGCGCCUGUCAGAUGAACCUGAGCCCCGGCAUGUCACCGUCCGGCAUGUCGCCGUCGUACCAGCAGAGCGAGCCUAGCCCUACGACGCUCGGCAGCAAUCAGCAGCAGACAUUGCAAUAUAUGAUUCAAACGCAACAGCGUCAACAGCAACAGCAGCAGCAGCAGCAACAGCAACAGCCGCAGCAUCAGCCGCGGCAUCAGACGCAGCAUCAGCCGCAACAUCAGCCGGCGCAGACUGGACCAGCCGGACCCAGUCCACCCAACACCCCGACACCCUGUCCCGCCACACCCAGCACCAUGAUGGGCCAGCUGAUGGGCGCGCUCAAUCAUACCGCCCUCCUCGAUGAUCUUAACAUCAACAUCGAGGCAAUGCACGGCGGCUUUGACUGCAACGUCGAGGAGGUGAUUAAGCACGAGCUGUCGAUGGGCGGCACGCUGGACUUCAAUUUCCAGCAGGGGGUGAUGGGCACGGUGCAGGUGAGCGACGGCAACGUCGUCGGCCAGAACGGCGGCGUCGUCACCCAGAACACGGGCGUCGUCGUCGGGACGACGAGCGGCAACGCGCCCGCGGGCGUCUACGUCAGCACGAACGCGGCCACCCCCGCUGCGACCCCCUCGUGGGUUCACUAGCAGUUAACUCCCCUGCCCUCGACACCCCCGUCGUCCUUGCCGAUGCCGCCGUUGUCCGUUGACGGAUCGCUGGAUAACUUCCGCGGGACGACCGAAGGGCAGCUCAUCGAUGACUAUAACGGCUGGAAUCAUUCAUGUUCGCCACAAACAACAAUUUUUUUUUUAGACGCCCUGGUUGGACUACUAUAACUCCGAAACAAAUAUUUUUGUUUGAAAAAAAUUCAGGAUAUAUUUAAAAUGUUAUUCAAUAAAUGUGCAAAAUUUAGAAUUAAUAUGUUUUAUACUUUUCUUUAAAAAAAUUCCCCAAAAUCGCCUUUAUUUUCAGAGCGUCAAACUAGGAAGACCCCUUAAAUAUAUAGAUGUAUUUUAGAUUUUCGAAUCAAAUAUAUUUCCGAUAGAAUUGUUGCCAAAUAUUUGUUAUAAAUCGCGAUAACCCUAAUUGAUCGGGGCAAUAAAAUUAAAAUUGGAUGAGCACCCGAUCGCGUUUCUACUCGAGAAUAUUUAGCGCUUUCCAGGAUACGUAAUCGAGCCAGUUAAGGAGGUAAGGAUCUCGGUUUUCACGGCGUUUGAAGCCGAGCUGCAAAUAAGCGACAUAAUUAGUGCAGAAAUUAAGCCAAUUAGUGCGAAGGUGGCGGCCGUUUGUUGCGCGUGGGUUAAACGGAGAAAAGGGGUAAUUUAAGCUACCCGUGACGUUUAUCCCCGAAAAUAAAAGCCGCGUAAUUUGCGCUUUACGGAGGUGCAUUCGCGGUCUGCGCUUCUCGACUUUCGCGAUGCAAAAUCUGCGGGGAAUUAUGACAUCUCCAUACGCGCGUUAAUUUACCACGAGUGCGCGUUAAUUUACUGCACAAAUCUCUCAAAGCAAUGUUACUCAUUCUCUCUUGUUCGCGGACGAUCGUUUUAAUUCGCUCGGCCGUUUUGCGUUUUGAUCCGAUACGAACAAUUUAAAUUGACAUCGCAUUAAAAACACUACUCGCGAGCAAAAUUCACGAGUUAAGCCCGGUAUUUCGCGGACUGCUCGUAAAUUAUAAUCCGAUAUGAAAUCCACACAGAGUCAUGAUAUCGCACUCGACAUACGUGCUAAUUAACAUUACAUUUACGCGGAAGAGCCCCACCGUGGAAAAUAAUAUCCAAAAUGGAGUAACGUUGACGAGCGAAUAAAACAGUAUUUCAUAUUAUUUCUCAGAGCAGAGAAUGUUUCUCACAAAUUAUACUUUGACCAACCAUUUCUUAUCUAAAUAUAAUCACGAUCCGAAUAUUAAGUUUUACCAGUCAAAAUUUAUUGUAAUUUUGUUUAAAUUUUUCUUAUGUUAUUGCACUUUGCUUCAAUUUAAUCUAUCAUUUAGCUAUACCAUUUUUUUUUUUCAUUGGUAAAAAUAUUCACGACGCAAUAUCUAUACAUAUGAAUUGUUAUCAUCCAAUCGAUUUUAUCUUUAAUUAAUGUUAAUAUUUUCGACUUCUCUUAAAACAAUUUCUUUUAUAUAACCCGAGAAAUUUUUUUCGCUUUUAGCACAUAAAUUAUUUCAUUUGUGGAAGGAGGUGAGAAAUAAUAUCUUAUUUCUCUUUCUAUAAUUUUUAUCGUAUUUCUAUCAAAUCUAUAAAUUCAUAAAAUUCAUAUCACUUUGAAUCUACAACGUGACAAAAUUUUGGCCGCCACUGUAUACAUUUCCACGAACGGAUAAGAAGGAAUCGCGAAGCGCAUCCUUCCGAUAUCCCGUGCCAUGAAUCCCCAACUUUACAAGCCGUAUACACAAGAUAGCCGAUUUAUAACGCUCCGCGGAAUGAUCGCGACAGCAAUAGGAAGUUCGAAUCGCCGGGUGUCCAUCGUAGGGCGACCGUCCGACGUAUUUCCGGUGCGGGAAAGUAGCCUGUUGGCAUCGUCGUCGACGCACGAUUGGACCAUCGUCCACUCCUCUUCUCGCCCCGCGAAACCGACG